AGUGAUAAUGUUUGUGCGUAACCGUAAAUGAUCAAUUUCAUAACACUGACAGACAACAAAUGUCAUCCAAAAUUUUGAAGUCUCUGUGGCACCAGAGAGGGUUGUUACAGCAGUCAGUCAGACAGUGGAGAUGUCAUGUGGCCGGUCGCCAGCUGUCCAACCCUGCUACACAGCUACAUGUGGGUCACCCCUCACUGGUGUCACCGCCGUGUGACCUGCUAUCAGAGGACGAGCAGAUGAUGAAAGAUGUUGUGGCACGUCUUUCGUUGGAAAAGAUACAACCCUUGGUUCGCAAGAUGGAUGCUGAGAGUCAGAUGGACCAGUCUGUCAUUGAUGCUCUUUUUGAAAAUGGGUUGAUGGGAAUCGAGAUCGAAGCAGAGUAUGGCGGCACAAACAGCUCGUUCUUCGUCGCCAAUCUGGUGAUAGAGGAGCUGGCUAAGGUGGACCCGUCCGUGAGUGUCAUGGUGGACGUGCACAACACUCUGCUGGUCACGUUGAUGAGGCGCCUUGGCACCCCGGAACAGAAACAGAAGUACCUGCCGAGAAUGGCGAAAGACAUGCUGACCAGUUUCUGUCUCUCUGAAGCAGACUCAGGUACAGACGCCUUUGCUAUGAAGACCUCGGCAGUGAAGAAGGGAGACUACUACAUACUGAAUGGCACCAAACUCUGGAUCACUAAUGCAGAGCAAGCAGGCGCAUUCUUUGUGUUUGCCAAUGCCCAACCCACUGCAGGCUACAAAGGUAUCACCUGUUUCCUUGUGGAUAGAGACACAGAAGGUCUCAGUGUAGGCAAGAAGGAAGACAAGCUGGGUAUCCGGGCAUCAAGCACCUGCGCACUUCACCUUGACAACGUGAUGGUCCCCGCGAGCAACAUCCUUGGAAAGUUCGGUCUUGGGUACAAGUAUUGCAUUGAGGUGCUGAAUGAGGGCCGUAUUGGAAUUGGGGCUCAGAUGCUGGGCUUGGCUGAAGGCUGUUUCAAUGCCACUGUACCUUACACAAGAGAAAGGAAGCAAUUUGGAAAGCGAAUCUGUGAUUUUCAGGGGAUGCAGCAUCAGAUAGCGCACGUUGCUACCCAGAUUGAGGCUGCGAGGCUGCUUGUGUACAACGCCGCUCGCAGGAGGGAGGCAGGGCUCUCAGUUAUCAAGGAAGGAUCCAUGGCAAAAUUAUACGCUUCUGAGGUUGCUGCCCUGACCACGUCCAAGUGUAUUGAGUGGAUGGGCGGGGUGGGCUUCACUAAGGACUAUCCAGUGGAGAAGUUCUACAGAGAUUGCAAGAUAGGGGCCAUUUAUGAGGGCACUUCCAAUAUACAGCUGAACACCAUCUUCAAAUGCCUGGAACAUGAGGCACAGCAUUCAUGAAAAUUGAAGUCAAAAACAACAACGUUUAGGAUUUUAAAUCAUUUUACACUUUUUUGAUUUUGUCCCAUGACUAUAAAAAGCUCUGUCUUAGACCUUGUCUUGCUUAAAGUGAUUGACCUUUUUAUGUUAUGGAUAGAUAUAUAAAUUAGAACAUAAUAGGUACAAUUUGGUAAGUCAAGAAAUAACAAAUAUAUAUAUGAUUUAUGAUAUAGCCAUGCAAAUCGGCAUUGUACAUCGAGAAUUACUCAUAAUAUUUUAAAUUUGCCUAAGUACUGUUUAUACAUGUAUAGAAAUAUAAGGUUUGCGUAAACUUUUGUGGACAAAAUAAUGCAUUUAACCCUCAGAUUCAUGCUUGUUUUAAUGUCCAUCCAGGACAGUGAUUCAUGUAAAUAAAAACACUUGACUAUUGAGAAUGCAUGUUAAAUUUGAGCACUGAGUCCUAUUUGGUUUAUAAUUGAAGAACAUGAAAGACUUACAAAUUUUCACAGAAAUAGGGUCAGCUGUAAAAAAUAAGAGCCACUGUGCCUGAAUGUCCACACAGUUAUGGAGGGUGCUGUACAAAUAAUGACACUUAUUGUAUAAUGACAAAAUUGAGUUGGUGUGUAGGAAAAUGUGACUUAAUACAUGUUGGUAAAGCAUCAUUCCAGAUUAGCCUGUGCAGUUUGCAGAGGCCAAUCAGGGAUGAUACUUUCCGCUUUUAUAAAAUUUUGUUAAAAGCAAUUCUCUUCAAAACGAAAAUUUAGUCUUAUUGGUAAGUGUCAUUCCAGAUAAGUCUAUGCAGACUGCAGAGCCAAGUAUGGUAAGAAACUUUACGUACAAGGCGGGUUUUCCCAGAACGCGACUACUGUAUUUGCUUUCAUACAGGUAUAAAGGUCAUAGCACAAGAUGGAUGUUGAAGUUUCAGCAUUUGUAACCUUCUUUGUUGUUGAAUUGUGCUUACUUAAACUGUAACAUAUAUUUUUUACGCUGUUAUUAAACUUGCAUGUUUGUCA
Messenger RNA from Dreissena polymorpha, 2350 nucleotides. RefSeq names its product short/branched chain specific acyl-CoA dehydrogenase, mitochondrial-like. Gene Ontology annotation, molecular function: acyl-CoA dehydrogenase activity; flavin adenine dinucleotide binding. The record is from RefSeq and is a predicted model, not a curated record. Lineage: Eukaryota; Metazoa; Mollusca; Bivalvia; Myida; Dreissenidae. Gene Ontology annotation, cellular component: mitochondrion. Bases 60 to 1358 code for a protein of 432 amino acids. The transcript has 10 exons.